Nicotiana attenuata is the source of this 1608-nucleotide messenger RNA. RefSeq names its product ATP synthase subunit gamma, mitochondrial-like. Lineage: Eukaryota; Viridiplantae; Streptophyta; Magnoliopsida; Solanales; Solanaceae. Bases 178 to 1152 code for a protein of 324 amino acids. Gene Ontology annotation, molecular function: proton-transporting ATP synthase activity, rotational mechanism. Gene Ontology annotation, biological process: proton motive force-driven ATP synthesis. The transcript has 9 exons. The record is from RefSeq and is a predicted model, not a curated record.
GCCUUAAAACAUUGGUUUUAUGGAAAAUGUGCACUCACCCAGCGGACUCGGACCCAUCACUGUAGCUCAGCUGACAUUUCAAGCGAAGGCUGUAAACCCUAGAGCGCAAAUUGUUGAUCCGCGUAAGGAUAAGCAGGAGAGGAGGAAGAUACCGAUCAGAUCGAAUCGAAUCAAAAAAUGGCGAUGGCUGCAUUGAGGCGUGAGGGAAGGCGUUUCGCCACACCUCUCAUUUCUCCCAACCCGACCAAUGCUCUUCGUUCUUCCCUAAUUCCUUCCCAGGAACCAGUCUCGUCAGGAGUUCGAUGUAUUUCAACUCAAGUUGUCAGAAACCGGAUGAAGAGUGUUAAAAAUAUCCAGAAGAUUACAAAGGCUAUGAAGAUGGUUGCUGCUUCAAAGCUGAGAGCUAUUCAAACUAAAACUGAAAAUUCACGUGGCCUAUGGCAGCCAUUUACUGCUCUUCUUGGUGACACUCCUAGUGUUGAUGUCAAGAAGAAUGUUAUAGUUACCAUUUCCUCAGACAAAGGUCUUUGUGGUGGAAUCAAUUCUACAUCUGUCAAGAUAAGCAGGGCUAUUCAUAAGUUGAAUUCUGGCCCUGAAAAGGAAAAUAAGUAUGUUGUCUUGGGGGAAAAGGCUAAGGCUCAGCUGUUGCGAGAUUCGAAGAAGGACAUCGAGCUGAUCAUGACUGAGUUGCAGAAAAAUCCCCUUAACUACACACAGGUUUCUGUGAUUGCAGAUGACAUCUUGAAGAAUGUAGAAUUUGAUGCACUGAGGAUUGUUUAUAAUAAGUUCCAGUCAGUUGUCGCAUUUUUGCCAACAAUGUCCACUGUACUAUCUCCAGAGGUUGUGGAGAGGGAGGCUGAAGCUGGUGGAAAGCUUGGAGAGUUGGAUUCAUAUGAAGUUGAAGGUGCCGAGACAAAGGCUGAAGUUCUUCAGAACCUAGCUGAAUUUCAGUUUUCAUGUGUUAUGUUCAAUGCAGUUCUAGAGAACGCUUGUAGUGAGCAAGGAGCAAGAAUGUCUGCCAUGGAUAGCUCCAGCAGAAAUGCUGGUGACAUGCUUGAUCGUCUCACUCUUACUUACAACAGAACCCGUCAAGCAUCUAUCACCACAGAACUGAUAGAGAUCAUAUCAGGAGCAUCAGCACUGGAGGGUUAAUUGGACCAGCUAUUGCUUCUGUCUGAUGGAGACAAUAAAAAAUCUAUAGCCUUUUUUAGCACCGUGAGGUGGAUGAUUAUCAGUUUUGAUUUAUGAAUAAUCUCCCGGUUAACUUUUAUUUCUGGGGAAAAUCGGUUUCACUGUUGCAAAAUAGUCACAAAUGUCAUGAUCUGUUUCCUUUUAUUCUUUGUACCGGGUGGCACAGCCUGAAUUGCCAUAACUUGGUCAAGAAAAUUUUCUUGAAAAGCUCUUUGCCUUGGUGCAUGUUUUUGGCUUGUAAGUUGACAUCUGCCCUUUCAUCAAGUUUCUACUUUGUGAGCUAUUCUGGUCCAGUGUAAGGACUUUGUGACUGUUUUUAAAUGUAAUCUGGUUCUAUCAGCCUCAAAAUGGGCUAUGGAACAUUUACAGCCAUACAGUUAAAUGAUAUAAUAAUAUUGCUUCAAAUGUUAUGAUGUA